AUGGCAAGGAAAUGGCAGAAGUUCACAGCCAAACAAAGGAAAAGAAUUUCUUUUCCAAGAUCCAAUUAUGUUGAUGCAGAGAGUUGCAGCACAUCAUCUUCUAUAGUUGGUAAAGGGAAUUUUGUGGUAUAUACUACUGAUCAGAAGCGAUUUGUGGUUCCGUUGGCUUACCUUCAACAUGAGGCAAUCAGACAACUAUUACACAUGUCUGAAGAAGAGUUUGGACUUCCAAGUGAUGGCCCUAUCACAUUACCAUGUGAUGCACAGUUCAUGAUCUAUAUCAUAUCACUUAUCGAAAGAGGUCUAUCUGCAGAUCUUCAGAAUGCUUUGCUUGUUUUUGUACCUACAAGUCGAUGCUCAUCAGCUUCAUACCUUCAAGAAAAACGAAACUCGCAAUUGCUAGUUUGUUAA
This is a messenger RNA of Solanum tuberosum (potato), 411 nucleotides long. Its product is annotated as auxin-responsive protein SAUR68-like. The transcript has a single exon. The coding region runs from base 1 to 411 and encodes 136 amino acids. Gene Ontology annotation, biological process: response to auxin. The record is from RefSeq and is a predicted model, not a curated record. NCBI's taxonomy places the organism in Eukaryota, Viridiplantae, Streptophyta, Magnoliopsida, Solanales, Solanaceae.